CUCAUUAAUCACAACGUAAUCGUAGGCUUGGCAACGGUAACUAUGUACGUAACAUCAAUACGCCAGCAAAUUGAUUUAAAGAUUCCUACAUUUACGAACCAUGAGUCGUUGUUUUACAAAUCCCGCGCUUAAAGAUCACAAAGCAAUGGAGCUGAAUGAAGAAUGGACGAACUUCAUGAAAAGAAUAGGAGAAGUGUCAGGUCUGGUAAAAGAUCUCGCCAGUGGUGAUAAGGACAAAGCAGACGCUGCCAAGAUGCUGGCUGAUCGCUAUCUAGAAGGCAAAGAUAUCAAUGUCGACGAUGUGAAAAUGACAGUCAAACAUGAUCGAACUGUGAUAAACCAGAAGGCUUUUAAAUCGCUCGAGAAAAAUGACACGGGUGAACUCGACAAGGAUGCAUGGAUGGCCGAAGUAAGCAAAGAUGCAGAACGGCGGGCGUUGGACCGGAAAAUUCGUCAUGAAAAAGCUGACACAUUAAAAACACAAGCAAUCAAAGCCUUCCGUCGGCAAGAAUACGAUAAGGCUCUAUCCUGCUACAACAAAGCUAUAGAACAGGUCAAAGACAAUCCCAUGUUUUACUGCGACAGAGCAUUGACGAACAUCAAACUUGGAAACUAUCAGAAGGUAUUUAGUGACUGUGAAUGGGCACUGCGACUCAAUGAAAAGAGCUUCAAAGCUCGCUUGUACAAGGCAAAAGCGUACAAGGAGUUAGAAGAAUUUGACAAACUGGAAGAAUGUAAAAAAGAACUGUACGAUUUAUUCCCGCAACACGACGACCUCAUUAAAUAUUUUCUGAAUAAAGAGGAGGGAGUGGUUGAAGAUGAUGGAUCACAGGAUAUAUAAUUCUGUGUUAACUUUAAAUUACUAUUUUAAA
Messenger RNA from Pieris rapae (cabbage white), 872 nucleotides. RefSeq names its product tetratricopeptide repeat protein 12. The record is from RefSeq and is a predicted model, not a curated record. Bases 101 to 841 code for a protein of 246 amino acids. Lineage: Eukaryota; Metazoa; Arthropoda; Insecta; Lepidoptera; Pieridae. The transcript has 3 exons. Gene Ontology annotation, molecular function: protein binding.